CGGGAAUGCCGAUGAUGCGAUGCGCGGUCAGCGGUCUGCUGGAUCAGUGCUAGUGCUUGACGCGAGGCGAGUGUACGGUGGUGCACGGUCGCUUCGCGUAUUAUACGGGGUUCGCACUAACUGUUUUCGUUUUGUCGUUUCGUCGAACCGUGGUCGUACUAGUACCUGUCGCGACAGCGCGCCCGUGUAUAAAACGUUGGCGCGUGCAUACAAACGGAUAAAGAGCGAAAGGGUUGAAGUGACCGAAAGGUAAAGGGAGCGAAUUGUUCGAGAGACAGUGGGGGUAGUAACGGACGGGUUUUCCCAGCGGAGGAACGUUCCAAUUUUUGGAAGACCACGAGUGAGAGGAAACGGUGGUGGAGCGUGCCAGGGCAGGGUGCAUCGCCACCGGCCUACGAAUAAAGGGCAAGACGAAAUGGGCCGGUCCGUACUUACGUGAUAGGAGGUGCAUGAGCGCGCGCGCGCUCGCACUCGCUCGCGUGUGUAUGUGCGUGCGUGUGUCAUCGCUGCGCGAGUGUUUACGUGAGAAAGGGGGUGAGAAAGGGUGAAAAAAUCGUUUCGGUCGGAAUUCGUAAGUGAUACGUGACAACACGUAGAGAGUCGAUAUAUCCGAAAUAAUCGGUGGUGCCGCGAUCGCGUAUCCGUCCUCUCGGGGUAGAGUUAACACCGAAAAGCCGCGCGCAACCGCCGUCACGCAAGAUGAGAGCUAAAUAUGUUUUUAUGACGCUGAUCAACGCGGCCUUUCUUUGUCUCGCAUCGACGAUACUAUCGGAAUCGUCGGCCGGUGGUGACUCUUGCAAGUGGUCGUCCGAGGGUGGCAACGACACGCGGUCCGCGAACUGCACCCUCCGUGUGCUGGACCCCGGCGCGAUCACCGGUCUGUUCGCAUCGCUCGACGGUGCUCUCAAGCUGCGUAUACGAUGCAGCGACGUCCAUCACUUCGAGAGCAGUUUCAACGCGCAGAGCUGGCAGCGUUUGACCAGCUUGCACGAGCUCCACGUGCACGGAUGCAAAGUGUUGCGGAUCCCGGCGGCCGCCUUCCAGCCGCUGCUCGAAUUGAAGAAACUGACGAUGCAGACGUUCAACGGCGCGUGGGGCGCGAAUCGUCUUCUCGAAUUCGCGCCUGACUCGUUUCUCGGUUUACGGGAACUGCACACGCUCGAGCUCGUCGAGAGCAACGUGCACGCGUUACCGAUAAACACGCUCUGCGGACUGGAUAAUCUUCAAACGUUGAACCUGACGGGGAAUCAUUUGCGGGACUUGAACGACAUUGGUUUGGAUCGUCGUGACGGGAACGUUUCCGACGGCGGCAGCGAGGAGCCCUCGUGCCGUGCCGAUAUACGAAUCUUAGACCUGUCACGGAACGAGAUUAAACGUUUGCAAGAGGACAGCCCGUUGGUAGGGUUGCGACAGCUUCAAGAGCUGCACCUGCAGCGAAACGCGAUCGUCGAAAUUGGCGGUGACGCGCUCACCGGGCUGACCGUGCUGCGUACCUUUAACGCCAGUUAUAAUUCUCUGGACUCGUUGCCCGAAGGUUUGUUCGCCAGUACGAGAGACCUUCGAGAGAUACACCUGGCGUACAACGGGCUCCGCGACCUGCCGAGGGGUAUAUUCACUCGGCUCGAGCAGCUGCUAGUACUGAAUCUCGCCGGGAAUCGGCUGGGCAGCAAUCGGGUCGACGACACGACCUUUGUCGGCUUGAUACGAUUGAUCGUCCUCGACUUGUCUUACAACAUGCUCACGCACAUAAACGCCCGUAUGUUCAAGGACCUGUUCUUCCUACAGAUACUCGAUCUUCGAAACAAUUUGAUCAAUCGGAUCGAGAACAACGCCUUUCUCCCUCUUUACAAUCUGCACACCCUCGAGCUCUCCGAUAACAAGCUGCACACCGUGGGAGCGCAACUUUUCAACGGUCUUUUCGUCCUGAAUCAGCUCACGCUAUCCGGCAACUCGAUUGUGAGCAUCGACCCACUCGCGUUUCGUAACUGUUCCGACCUGAAGGAACUCGAUUUGAGCCGUAACGAGCUUACGUCCGUGCCGGACUCGUUGCGCGACCUCGCGCUAUUGAAGAACCUAGACCUAGGCGAGAACCGGAUCAGCAGUUUUCGAAACGGCUCGUUCCGCAACCUCGAUCAGCUCACGGGUCUGCGUUUGAUCGGGAACGAUAUCGGAAAUCUGUCGCGCGGCAUGCUCUGGGAUUUACCGAAUCUACAAAUAUUGAAUCUGGCUAGGAACAAGGUGCAACACGUCGAGAGAUACGCGUUCGAGCGGAACAUGCGACUCGAGGCGAUCCGGCUCGACGGCAACAUACUCUCGAACAUUAACGGCGUAUUCACCAGCAUCGCCAGUCUGUUGUUACUGAACUUAUCGGAGAAUCACAUCGAAUGGUUCGACUACGCCUUCAUCCCUGGGAAUCUGGAAUGGUUGGACAUACACGGGAAUUUCAUCGAGAGUCUGGGCAACUAUUACGAGAUUCGCGACUCUAAAGUGAAAACGUUGGACGCGAGUCAUAACAAUAUCACUGAAUUGUCACCGAUGUCGGUGCCGGACAGCGUCGAGUUGCUCUUCAUAAACAAUAACAACAUCAGCGUGGUGCGACCGAACACCUUCAGAGAUAAGGUGAAUCUGACUAGGGUCGACAUGUACGCGAACACGAUCGAAACGAUGGAGCUGACGUCGCUGCUGUUGACCAAAGUACCGGAGGACCGGCCGCUACCUGAAUUCUACAUCGGCGGUAAUCCAUUCAAUUGCAACUGCUCGAUGGACUGGCUCCCGGCGAUCAACAAUCAGACCUCGACCAGGGAAUAUCCACGCAUCAUGGAUCUGGACAACGUGAUGUGCCUUACGUCCGGGCCACGUGGCGUAGCCGUCGUGCCUGCCUCGACUGCCCGGUCCGAACAAUUCCUCUGCCGUUACGAGGCGCAUUGCUUCGCCCUCUGCCACUGCUGCGAUUUCGACGCGUGCGACUGCGAGAUGACCUGUCCUGCUGGCUGCAAGUGCUACAACGAUCGUACAUGGAAUACGAACGCCGUCGACUGUUCCGGCCUCGGCGUCGAGGAAAUACCCCGACGUAUACCGAUGGACGCCACCGAGGUCUACCUGGAUGGUAACGUGUUACGCGAGUUGCAAAAUCACGUGUUUAUAGGACGGAAGAAUAUGCGUGUGCUGUACGUGAACGCCAGCGGCAUCGAGUCCAUACAGAAUCGUACGUUCAACGGUCUGAACAAUCUGCAGAUCCUUCACCUCGAGGAUAAUCGGAUACGGGAGUUGAAGGGCUUCGAGUUCGAGCGGCUGUCCCACCUGCGCGAACUCUACCUACAGAACAAUCUGAUCGGGUUUAUCGGUAACCUGACCUUUCUGCCGUUACAUUCGCUCGAGAUAUUGAGACUCAGCGGGAAUCGUUUGGUGACCUUCCCGGUCUGGCAGGUUACCCUGAACGCUAAGCUCGUUGAACUGUCUCUCGGUAGCAAUCCGUGGUCCUGUCGCUGCAAAUUCUUGCAAGAAUUGUCCUCCUGGGUAUCGGACAACGCGCACAAAGUGGUCGACGCGAGCGACGUUUGGUGCUAUUACGGGGGUGACGCGAGGCCGGCUUAUAGGCGCCGAUUGAACGUGAACGAGACGGUCUGUUCCGAUUUUCCUCAGGGUGGCGUGAUCGAGAGCAUCAUGGUCUCCGACUACUUGCCGUUGGUAGCGGCCACGUUGUCCGCGGUGCUCGUACUCCUCGUGAUCGUGGUCCUCGCGUUUAUAUUCCGCGAGCCGGUCGGCGCUUGGGCGUACUCCAAGUACGGACUGCGAUUUCUGCGCACGAAACCGGGUAAAACCAGCGGAACCGCGACGAUGCCGUCCGCGGCUCCGAUGGCCUCCUGCUGCGACGUAGAUCGCGAGCGCCUCUACGAUUGCUACGUUUGCUACAGUCCAAACGACGAAGACUUCGUAUUACAUUCUUUGGCCGUGGAACUAGAGCACGGCACCGCGGGCCUCAGACUCUGUUUGCAUCACCGCGACCUCCCCUGCGUGCUCCGUGCUUCCGCUCCAGCGCCGGUCGUAUUAGAAGCGGUAGACGCGUCGCGACGCGUGUUGAUUGUUUUGACUCGUAACUUCUUACAAACCGAAUGGUCCCGAUUUGAAUUUCGCGCAGCGCUUCACGAGGCGCUACGCGGUCGAGCAGCGCAAUUGAUCAUCGUACAAGCUGGCCACGCUUGUCCGGAGAUGGAACGCGAUCCGGAACUGCGGCCGUACCUUCGAAACGCGGCGGCGAUCCUCACGUGGGGCGAGAAGAGGUUCUGGGAACGUCUUCGAUACGCGAUACCAUCGGCGAACAGUCAUACCAUAGGCGACAUAUCCGUGGAAAGCAAGUCGUCGCCGCUCGUUUACAAGCGUAACAUCAAUACCUAUACGCUGGACGGUGUCGGUGGUGGCGGUGAGAAAAUGACGAGCAUGUCAACGCUCCGCGCUCAAGAACGGCAGCGUGCCCUCUUCAAAGACUCGUCGCCAACGACCGCGUUGAUGUUGCAACACGCACCGCCAGCCUAUUCCUGCGGCUCUGUGCCGCAACAACAGACGCCUUCGUCCCCGCAGCCGAGGCUGACCGUCAAUCACGCCUACCGGGAUGCGGUCACCGUCCCGAGCAGCAAUCUCAUCGCCGCGAACACCACGGUCACCAGCGGCAGCAGCGAGGAUCACAGAAGACCGCUCUCCGAGCACAUAUACUCGUCCAUCGACUCGGAUUACUCGACGCUGGAACGAACCGCCUGGAGGCAGCAACAACCGCCGCCUCCGCCGCCGCCGCCGCCGUCAUCCGGCCAGGCCUAUCUCGUCUAGCUUCGCGCCGAUUCUAUUCUUCUGCUUGUGAUACUGUAUUCGUGUUCCCGCGAAAGGACGAAGCUUGUCUCGCUUUUUGUGUUCACUUACACCGCAAUGGCCGCGGAUCGGUAUUGUGCAUACCGAAUUGUUUCACGUGGACGCGUACACCCCCGCUCCACGAGUAUCAGCACGGUUGAUAAAAGUUAAGACGCAUGGUGAACGUCUGAGUCAAGUUCAAUUCGUCGGAUCGUAUCGAUAAGAAGACAGCUCAUAUCCUUUCUUCGGAUGUUCGAUGCAUCAGUUUCAUAUCGAAAUGUAAUCUGUUCUUAAUCAUACUGCGGUUCUAGUAAAAAUUCAGAUAAGUACCUACUCUAAUCGAUAUCAGGGAAUUUCUGCGCUGCAGAACUCAAUUAAUAAGAAUCAGGAAUUACAAAGAUAUCUAUUUUUGUUGCGAGUAUCAAACAAUAUUGAUUAAAUUCCUUCCGUUUCUCUGAUUGUCAGUUUAGCAGUGUUUUCAAAACUAAUGACUAUCAAUAUAGUCUUUCUGCGUAAAUCCUAGAUGCGUUCUUGAUAUCAUUAGUUAGGAGCGGGAGUGUGUUAGCGUGAUUCCACGCUGUCAAGCGUCCUGCUCGAACGAUCGUGAUAAUCUUGGAUAGUUGAUAAAUGAAAGAUAUAUUUUCUAACUUGAAUUCGUGUAUCAAGUAUCUAAGGUUACUUAAGCUAAUAAUAUUUAAGGGAAUUCGAAAACGAUUGUUACUUACGGUACCUCGAAAGAUCGUCGUCGAGCUUUCGCCUUUUCACGGGCUGUGCUCACGUGGAGAUAUUAGUGUGUAUGUAUAAUAGUUUCGCGAUAGACAAGAGAACGCGCGAUAUUAGCCCGGAGUACAUAUAAUUCCACGACUACUUUGGAAAUAUUUGUGUUGUUCGCGACGAGUUCUUGUUCUUUUCUCGUGAAACGCGUUCACUGCUCCUGCUUUGUUUCCACGGUAAAAGCGUGAUUGUUCACUUUUCCACUCCUGGCUUUUCCCCCUUUUUUCUAUCCUUUCCUUUUUCUUCCCUCAAUGUCCCCCCUUCUCUCUCUCUCUCUCUCUCUCUCUCUCUCAUUCUCUUUCUCUCUUUCUCAUACACAUAGACACACACGUACACACGCUCUAUUCCAUAGUUUCCUCAAUAUCAGAGACCUUUCUCCCUGUGUCGCGGACAGAUUGCGCGCGCGCAGACUGUACGACGCGAAUUUUCUGAAUGGCGUCUCGCGAGAAUCUAGUUCGACUGGGACUCUUCAACUCCCUCUACUCCCACUUCACCUGACGAUUUUUCAUCGAGCAAUAAAGAGUAUAUAUGUAUAAACAUGCCAUCUCCUUUGCGCCCGGAAUCGCCAGGAAAAUCGUCUUUAACAGACGAUUUAUAUUCACACGCGUGUACAUAUCUGUUAUAUGUAUAUAUAAUAUAAUACAAGGGAGGGAAACGAGAACGCAAUAUGUAAAUAUUGGCCGCAAGCUCCGACGCUUGUACCAAUGUAUGUGUACCUAAUGUAUACAUUGUAUAUAUAUAUAUAUACACAUAUAAAUACUGACUAUACAUAUACGUAAAUUACGAAGGGAGAGAACGGUACGUCAUAUUACAUCGCCGUCGACUCGGACGUAUUUUACGUUCUUCUUCACCUCGUAGAAAGAGAGAGAGUGUUUUAGCUUCUCGAUUUUGAAUUUUUCAUCUAGGUAGUCACGAUGACUUUUUGUAAUUUUAUAUGUCCGAUCUGAUGAUACGCUGUACGAUAUGUAAAUAUGUAAUUAUAUCCAACGUCGCCUCGUGUAAAAUAUUAUUAAUCGCGUAAGGAUAAGAUUGGAGAGGAAGAGGACGAAACGGUGAAACGAGAAGGAGAACUAAAUCGCGAUACAAACAUGGAUGAAGAAAGCGAUAAUGAAUGAGUGAGAAAAUAUGAAAUUGAACCGGAAAGCAUGCGCUUGCGAUACUGUGAACGACGACACAGAGUUGCGCGUGUGUCGUAAAACUUAACUGUAUACUUGAUUUAUUUAAAUCAUGUGAAUAAAUUUAUAAAAUACGUUAUUACA
Messenger RNA from Ceratina calcarata, 6872 nucleotides. RefSeq names its product Toll-like receptor 7 (gene Toll-7). The record is from RefSeq and is a predicted model, not a curated record. The transcript has a single exon. Gene Ontology annotation, biological process: signal transduction. The coding region runs from base 700 to 4821 and encodes 1373 amino acids. Gene Ontology annotation, molecular function: protein binding. Lineage: Eukaryota; Metazoa; Arthropoda; Insecta; Hymenoptera; Apidae.